Messenger RNA from Gossypium raimondii (Peruvian cotton), 2165 nucleotides. Its product is annotated as probable serine/threonine-protein kinase PBL4. The record is from RefSeq and is a predicted model, not a curated record. Lineage: Eukaryota; Viridiplantae; Streptophyta; Magnoliopsida; Malvales; Malvaceae. Gene Ontology annotation, biological process: protein phosphorylation. Gene Ontology annotation, molecular function: ATP binding; protein kinase activity. Bases 1 to 2001 code for a protein of 666 amino acids. The transcript has 9 exons.
AUGAGGAUUCAAUUAGAUGAUAGAUCAAUUAAGUAUCCUAGGUGUAUUAUUGAGGAUGUGCUUGUUAAAGUAGAUAAAUUCAUAUUCCCUAUUGAUUUCAUUCUAUUGGACAUGAAUGAGGAUAUUGAGGUACCCAUGAUUUUAGGUCAACCCUUUUUAGCCACUGCCAGAACUAUUAUUAAUGUGGGUAAUGGUGAACUUGUGCGGAGGGUAGGUGAUGAAAAGGUCACUCUUCUAGCAUGUGAUAUUGUGAGAGUUUCUAGUGAGCGAGAUGAUACUCGUUAUUUUGUUAAUGUUAGUAAUCAUGUGGCUCAACAUUCAUUGCAAGAAAUUACUCAUGAAGACAUGUUAGAACCGUGUCUUGUUCAAGGUGAUAGAAAUCAAGAUACAAGUGAAGAAGGAAUGGUAUUUCCUUAUGGCCUAAUAGAGGUAACACAUCCUGAAUAUGGAAUGUUUAAGAUAGUGAGAGAUGGGCAAUUGCUUCCCAUCAUUAUUCCAUGCUCGAACAAGAAGACCUAUCCAGUUCAGUGCUGCAGCUUUAGGAUUUGUUGUUUUCUCUUUGUGGAUUUCUUGAUUUCAGUUUCAGGAUUUCCAAACCUUCGCCUGAAUGAAACAACCGGAAGUGGUUGUAUAUUAUCACCCCCUCUUCUGAAAUCAUUCACAUAUUCUGAGCUAGAACAGGCUACCAUGAACUUUAGUUCCCAGAAUCUCAUAGGGGAAGGUGGGUUCGGUUAUGUUUACAUGGGGUUCAUUGAUGAGCAGACGCUUAGUGCUGCAAGCCCUGAAAGUGGAAUGGCUGUUGCUGUGAAGAAGCUUAGUCCCACUGGCACUCAGGGUCAUGAGCAGUGGCUGACUGAACUUGGUAACCUUGGGCGACUUCGUCAUCGGAACCUGGUGAAGCUUUAUGGAUAUUGCUCGCAAGGGGAGGAUAGGCUUUUGGUCUAUGAAUAUCUAUCUAAAGGCAGCUUGCAGGAUCUUCUUUUCAAAGAUUGUUCUCCACCGUUGUCAUGGGAAACAAGGGUUGGAAUUGCCAUAGAUACUGCUAGAGUCCUUUCUUUCUUACAUGAACUAGGGCUUAUAUUACGAGAUAUAAAGUCAGCGAAUAUCCUACUAGAUUCGGAUUUCAGUGCAAAACUUUCGGAUUUGGGCUAUGCAAUAGAAGGCCCUACUGGUGAUCAAUCUUAUGUUUUAACUCGAGUCUUUGGUACUGAAGGAUAUACUGACCCUCAAUAUCUUGCUACAGGUAUGCUAAAUACAAAGUGUGAUGUCUAUAGCUUCGGGGUCGUGUUACUUGAACUGCUUUCCGGACGCCAGGCUGUUUGUCAAACAGCUGCUGGUAUAAUGGAAUUUCUAGUGGAUUGGGCUAAACCAUAUUUAGGCGAUAAACGCCUGUUAUCCCGAAUCAUGGAUACCAAGUUAAAUGGCAACUACUCCAAGAGAGAAGCUUAUGGUGUUGCAGUCAUUGCAUUGCAGUGUGUAAGUGAAGACAAGGUCCGGCCCUCAAUGGCUGAGGUUUUAUCAGCACUCAGACGUCUUCGUCUUCUCUCGGGUUCGCAUGCAUCCCCAAGUGGUGUUCCUUCAUCCUCCGUUGGGUUCAAAGUCGACAGGCCUUGGCUUCCCUUACCUCCACUAGACAGCGUUUCAUCUCAAAGAUCAAUUUCCCCUCUUUGCUCGUCUGACUUUUCGUCCCCAAGACAUGUUCCUUCAUCCCCAAGCAAUGGUCCUCGGUCCUCCCUUUCGUCCCAAAGCGAUGGACCUCCCUUUAGCUUAAGAGAGUUACGCAGGCAACUCUUCUCUCGCCAAGACAGAGGUUCAUCUGGAAGAACAAUUUCCCCACCCUUGGCUUCCACUUUAUCCCCAAGCGAUCUUCCUUUGUCCUUCCUUGGGUCUCCAAGCAAUGUAUCCGGGCUCGUCUCUCCCUCAAGUGAUGUACCUCAAGUGAAGAGUUCCAAAUACAAUAACAAGUACCCUUUGAAGGGGGCUUUAUGGAAUUCAUGUUAGUUUAAUGCAAGGUGCCAAAAACAAAGAAGUGGGGUAAAAUUUGGUUAGGUAGAGGAUUAUUUGGAUUUCGUAUACAACAUAAUACCAUUUGCAGAAGCUUUUAUGCAACAAAUUUCAUGAAUGGUUUCGUAUAAGAAAAUGGAAAUCUUCAGUUGCUUGAUAUG